Messenger RNA from Drosophila novamexicana, 596 nucleotides. RefSeq lists its product as uncharacterized. The coding region runs from base 53 to 571 and encodes 172 amino acids. The transcript has 2 exons. The record is from RefSeq and is a predicted model, not a curated record. Lineage: Eukaryota; Metazoa; Arthropoda; Insecta; Diptera; Drosophilidae.
UUGUAUAUCAAGAGCAUUUAAUUGUGUCAGUCUUUUAGAUAUCGUUAUCUAAAUGUCACGAACAAUGAAAAGACAAAAAAAUAAAAAAAGGCAAUUCCAUAAAAAGUUGUUAAGACAAACGUCUGAAAAGGAUAAACGAGAUCUUUAUGUGCUCACCUGCACGGAAUGUCAUCAAGCUUUUCCGCCCCGCUACUUUCGUGGCCAGAUCAGGGAGUUUCGCAUGUGCAAGAUGUGCAAGCAGAAUAACCCGGAAAUAUGCAAAUAUUUGGAUAAGUAUGUGUAUCACCCGAAGCAUAUCCAUGACUGUCAUCCAUACCAGAGACGCCUGAAGAAGAUAAUCCAAAAAUGCGAACUUCUUAAGAUUAAGCUGUUGGCCCACAAUCAUCAAUAUGGCAACAAACCAGCUUCAUCCAAAUUAGACAAUCACGACGUGAAUGCAAAGGCUGUGCAACUAUUAAAAAGUCUGAUCUAUAAGUGUGAGAUCGUCGAUAAGGAACUGGGGUCCUACGACCUCUACAAGGCCAGGCCGGUCGAAGGCGAAAAAAAUGCGGAGAUUAAGAUGGAGCUGUGAAUGUUUUACACGAAGCAAAUAAAUA